CGGCAGCCAAUCAAAACUCAGGGACAGGCACGCAGGAAGGCUUCCGGUCGGAUGAACGACAACACACAUCCCCGGUGUGAAAGACGAAGAGGAGAAGCUGCCUCCUGCUCAGAGUAGACCCGGCCAGCCUUCACAAACACUGCCGUCCUUUACCAUGCUCUAACUAAUCACUCCUUUAUAUCCCAAGAGUUGGCAGUCGUACUGAAAUGGCAUCUGCGUACUGAACUGCUCCGACUUCCAACACCGCCUGCACCGAGCGCUGGUGUGCUACUUCGCGACGAAUGAGACUGACCCACCAUCACCAUGGAAACAGAAACGGAAGUCAUUCCUAUCUGGCAGAAUAAGCCUCAUGGAUCCACCCGCAGUGUUGUGAGAAGAAUAGGUUCCACUCUUCCGCUCAGACCUCCACAAAGGGCAUGCUUCCAGGAACUACCCGGCCUGCCUUCUCUUCGGCCCAUGGACGGCCCUAUGGUUCCUACUUUGGCAGACAUAGCCUGGAUUGUUGCAGAUGAGGAAGAGACAUAUGCCAGAGUGCGGAGUGAUAGCCGUCCCUUGAAACACGAAUGGCGGCCCACGCCUCUCCUGGUGCUCCACAGGAACUCCUCUGUGCCCAACUUCCGCCGUGAAGGCAAAAGAAUGGAGGGGCUGAGGAAGCCUGGGGUGACGGCGCUGAACCGUACCACCGCCCUGCAGGACGAGCUCAGCAGACUCCGUGCACAGAUCGCCAAGAUCGUGGCAAGUGAUUCUGACUCCAACCCCCUGACUCCUGACCUGCUCUCCCCAGACGACACAAGCAUGAGCUUCUCCAUGGCACCUUUCGAGACGGUGCCAUACCAACCGGCCGCCACGGCCGCCGCUUCCUUUGUCAUCAGCGACGUCACGGAGGAGGAAGAAGAAGAGGAGGAAGAGGAAGAGGACAAAGAUAUGGUAUCCGUGGUGUCAGAGCUCGUCCCCGACCCUCUGCCGCCUGUUUCCAUGACGGCUUCAGCGACCUUUGACCUGGAUAGACCCAGCAUGGACUUUCGGGAGGCGGAGGAGGACACAGUGUCGUUAUCAAAGUCCACCAGCUUUGCUGAUGUUAUGGACAUCCUGAAGGACAUGAACCGUAUGAAGAUGAGCAAAGACAGGUACAACAGAGGCUGUACGUCCCUCAGAGAGGAGGACUCGGCCUCUCUGAUUUCAGAAGCUCUGAGGAAAAAGUUUGUCCUGAAGGAUGAAGAUACUGCCUCUGUGAAACGGAAGUAGCCUGAUAACCUGUUUCUCAUAAAUACCCAAUCCUGCUGCUCCAUGUAAGUCGGGGACAAGGAUAGUAGCUACUAGUUGUUGUUUUUUUAAUAUUUUGUAUAAUGAACCUUUUGAGGGCAUGUGGGAGGUCGUCAUCGGUUAUGUAUUCAGUCGCAGAAUGUUUUAGCUGACUUGUGGGUUCUUAGUUGUUGUUGUUUUUUGUUUUUUUCCCUCUCUCCCUCAAUAUUUUUAGGCCUUUGCCUGUGGAAUAUGUACCCAUGGAUCCACAACCUUGCUCCUCAGUCCUGAGGCAAUAGCUGCCUGCCACAGUUAGAACAAAAAAAAAAAAAGAAAAAACUCUUUGUCCCAGACAUACAAAACCAAAUGUGAACUUCACGGCGCUGGUGCAGUGUGAGCGGGAGGGGGGGCAACAGCCACAUCUACAUACCUAUAAUCAGAGCAUCGCAUACUGCAUCCGGUUUAUUUCUCUCUGGAAAAAAAAGGCUUUCAUGUUUAAAUAUACUUUGAAUGAGGACUGGUUCAACUUGCUCUCUGUUUUCUGUUUAGAUUUUUGAUCUUAUAACACACAGGGACAUCCAAACAAAGUUUUUGGACUUAAAAUCGAAGAAUGUUUCUUUUAAAAGGCCUUUCAUCCAUCCCACCAUCACAAGAGUCGCUUUUGAAUCCACAGAGGAGAUGCAAAUAAACUUUUUUGUUUUUCAGAUAUGGAAUAUCUUCUAACAUACUUGAAAAUAUUUUAUGUACAAAUGAGAGCAGAUCUCGUGUACGUGCAGAGAUGUACUGUUAGAUUAUCACAGGAUGUGUGUGUGUUUUUGUGUGUGUCGGGAGAGAAUAACUUCAGAUCUUUGCUGUUUGAAUAUUUGCAGUACAGUACUGGGUUUGCAAAUAUGCACAGCAUCAUAUACUAUAUGUUGUUUGCUUCACUGCACCUCUUAUGCCUGUCCUCUUAUUUGUGAUUAACAUAUAGGUUGAUAGUCACUGAACCGCAGGACAUUGAAAAAAAAAAAAACCCCAAACGGAGCAUGAAUAUGCUGAUGAUAUAGCUUGAAGUUUGAGGUGAGAAAUCCAAAGGAAUGCUUAAUGAUAUGCGUGAGUGCAAUAUGCUGCCAUCAUAGUUUGAAGCUGUCCAAUAAAAGCAACACAUACAAGCACGUACAGGUCUUUUUACAGGCACACGUCGCCCCUAAAAAUGGGCAAACCGCUUGUGCAAGUCACAAUAAUAACAAUCAAUAUUCUUGUCCUUCUACGCCUUACCACGGAUGUUUUGUGUGCUCCGACGUCUGAUUUUUAUUCCCACAUUAGUUAAAGUGCCAUGGGUUUGUUUUAAUCGGCCCUUCCCUGAACCUCCAUCCUCAUCUUUACUAAGAUUCACAUGUUUUCAUCAUAAACAACGACGUUAAGGACCAGUUGUGUUGUGUUUGUUGUGUCACUUUUACCUCCACACGUGUCACUCCUACUUACGCCUACAAUCCUUUAGUAGUUCUGCAGUGUUACUGCUAAAUUAACUGUCUGGAUUGAACAAGAAUGUGCCCAUCUGUGUGUCGCCGCAUGCAGUGGAGUUAAAAGUGUGUUGGCUGUGACCUCGAUUUCCUCAUUGCUCAGAGUGAUGACGUAAAAACCGACUAGGUGAGUGAGCUGUUAUAUGCAAAUAAAAUAUGUUAAUUCUGUGUCCGUUAUUUGACGCCAUCACUAGCCCUGAUAAUGAGUGGAGUGGAGAAUUUAGUUGGUAAGCUUGUUUUGAAUUUAUGUCUCUAGUUUAAAGGUUUCUCACCGUUGUACCUCUGUAGGAUUGAGUCCAUCACCUUCAUCAUCUGUGUGUUUGUUUGUUUUUGUCAUGUGAGGACUUGUAAAUAAAGAUUGGCUGAUUGUUUUGAAA
Messenger RNA from Larimichthys crocea (large yellow croaker), 3121 nucleotides. It is a transcript of the gene mtfr1l, whose product is annotated as mitochondrial fission regulator 1-like. The record is from RefSeq and is a predicted model, not a curated record. Gene Ontology annotation, cellular component: mitochondrion. Gene Ontology annotation, biological process: aerobic respiration; mitochondrial fission. The transcript has 7 exons. NCBI's taxonomy places the organism in Eukaryota, Metazoa, Chordata, Actinopteri, Sciaenidae. Bases 304 to 1245 code for a protein of 313 amino acids.